This is a messenger RNA of Phascolarctos cinereus (koala), 1624 nucleotides long. Its product is annotated as C-C chemokine receptor type 5-like. Gene Ontology annotation, cellular component: cytoplasm; external side of plasma membrane; membrane. Lineage: Eukaryota; Metazoa; Chordata; Mammalia; Diprotodontia; Phascolarctidae. Gene Ontology annotation, biological process: cell chemotaxis; calcium-mediated signaling; positive regulation of cytosolic calcium ion concentration. The record is from RefSeq and is a predicted model, not a curated record. Gene Ontology annotation, molecular function: C-C chemokine receptor activity; C-C chemokine binding.
AAAUGUUAUUUCCUACUUUUGCACACCAAGCUUUAUCUACUGAUUUUCACAGCAAGGUCUAUGAGAAGGUUAAAACUUUUGUGCCUUCUGGAGAAUACUGUCUAUUGGGAUUCUUAUUUAGGUGUGGCUUGGACUAGAUGGCUUCUGAAAUACUGUGAUUCAUCCACCUCCUGAGGAACAUUGUUGGAAGGUUCUGCUAUCUCUACUUCAUGUAAUUCUAAAGGGAAAGUGAAAUUCUCCACCCACAUCAAAAAAUAAGGAACACUCCACUUUACUUCUGAUCUCAGUAGUCUUUCUGGAGUACCCCAAAGCCAAGGAAGAAUGCCAUCACAAGGGGAAAGGCAAAGAAGGCAUCUCCAUGGACAGACCAAAAUGGACGAGUCAACCACCUUACCAUUCUACUAUGAUUACAAAGCUCCCUGCCAAAACUUUGACGUGAAACAGACAGCAUCAUGGCUUCUCCCCCCACUCUACUCCCUGGUGUUCAUUUUUGGCUUUGUGGGCAAUGCCCUAGUUUUUCUCAUCUUGAUAAGAUGUAAAAAGCUGAAAAGCAUGACUGACAUCUAUCUGCUCAAUCUGGCCAUCUCUGAUUUACUUUUCAUUGUCACCCUCCCAUUUUGGGCUCACUAUGCUGCAGACCAGUGGAUCUUCGGGGAUGUCCUAUGUAAGGUGCUGACAGGAUUCUAUCACAUGGGUUUCUUUGGAGGCGUCUUCUUCAUCAUCCUCCUGACCAUCGAUCGGUACCUGGCCAUUGUCCAUGCCGUGUUUGCUCUGAAAGCUAGGACUGUCACCUUUGGCAUUUUGACAAGUGUCAUCACCUGGGUGGUGGCUGGGUUUGCCUCUCUCCCGGCAAUCAUCUUCACCAAAUCUCAAAAGGAAGGCAUGCAACACACCUGCAGUCCUCAUUUCCCAUCAGAUCAGUCCACUGUCUGGAAGAACUUCCAAACUCUAAAGAUGAAUAUUUUGGGGUUAGUGUUACCCCUCUUUAUUAUGAUCAUCUGCUACUCGGGAAUCAUAAAAACAUUGCUGAGGUGUCGGAACGAGAAGAAGAAACAUAAGGCAGUGAGGUUAAUCUUUGUGAUUAUGAUCGUUUACUUUCUCUUCUGGGCCCCCUAUAAUAUUGUGCUUCUCUUGAGCACAUUCCAAGUUUUCUUUGGUCUAGAUAAUUGUGAUAGCUCCAAGAACCUUGGUCGAGCUAUGCAAUUGACAGAGACACUUGGAAUGACUCACUGCUGUAUCAACCCAGUGAUUUAUGCCUUUGUUGGGGAAAAGUUUAGACGAUACCUCUCUACUUUCUUCCGCAAAUACAUUGUCCGGCGUUUCUGCAAACACUGCCCCAUUUUCCAUGGGGAGACACUUGACCGAGUGAGCUCAACAUACACUCCAUCUACUGGGGAGCAAGAAGUCUCUGCUGGUUUGUAAAAAAGAUUGUUUUCUUUUCAUUAAAAAAUGGCCUAGGGCGGGGGGGAAGGAUGUGUCCUACAAGUCUUGACAGGAACUGAAAAUCUUGGAGAUUCAAGAACAGAGAUCCCUAAAAGGCAAGGAAACACAAGAAUAUUCAGACUCCAGGUACAGAACUGAACUUAAUAUUUCCACUUUUCAAUAAAUACAUCAUCACAUAGCA